Messenger RNA from Entelurus aequoreus (snake pipefish), 1710 nucleotides. RefSeq names its product ribosome biogenesis protein NOP53-like. The record is from RefSeq and is a predicted model, not a curated record. Gene Ontology annotation, biological process: rRNA processing; ribosomal large subunit assembly. Gene Ontology annotation, cellular component: nucleolus. Gene Ontology annotation, molecular function: 5S rRNA binding. NCBI's taxonomy places the organism in Eukaryota, Metazoa, Chordata, Actinopteri, Syngnathiformes, Syngnathidae. Bases 23 to 1423 code for a protein of 466 amino acids. The transcript has 12 exons.
CUCUCUCUAUUUGAAGUCCAACAUGGCGCCUGGCAGGAAGCUAAAACGCGUGGCAGCCUCGCAACCAGGAUUUUUAAGUUUAAAGAACUUGGAUCCCAAAAGCGGGAUUAGCACUCGAAGGAAACGUGUUAACAAGAAUAAGAAAAAGAACUGGAACAAAUACAGCAAUAUUGAUGACGUGGAUGAUUUCUUAGAGGACGUCAGACAUCAAGAAAGGACCGGUGGCUUGUUGUCCGAGAAGCCUGAUGAUAGUUUAUUCUUUUUGGAUGCUGGACCGAAACCAAAACAUGUCCCAAAAGUGCCGGAUCAGGUGGAGGGGAAGAAGAGGAAAGGAAAGUUGCAGCGUCCUCUCAGGAUAGAUUUGAUCCUGCAGCAUGACUCCCACAUACCACCAAUUAAAGAUGUGUUAUCCCACCAACAACCCAAUGCCAAGAAACUUCGUCGUUCUGCCCAGAAGGCAGAACAUUUGGCAGCCAAGGGCAUUGUGACGCGGACGCAGAGGAAGCAGCUCAACAGAAAGCCGUUGAUCAAAAGAGACAAAAAGUCUGUGACAGAGGCCAACAACAACCCAAACAGAGACUAUUUUGACAUAUGGAGUCAAGAACCGUGUGACACAGCCAAAGAUUCAGGAGAUCCAUGGUACCUUCAGCAGACAGGCAAGAAGCGAGUCAAGCGCCCAGAACAGUUGAAUAAGAAGCCGUCUGUGCUCCCUGCGGUGGAAGUGAUUGCUCCUGGAGGUUCCUACAACCCAGACUUCUUUUCCCAUCAGGCUUUACUGCAAGAGGCCCACGGGGUGGAAGUAAAGAAACAGAAGGCGGAAGACAAAAUUAACAAACGCUUGGCUGUCAACAAAGAAGACCUCGUGACUGCGGAAAACAUAUUUCAGGAGCAAGUGGAAGGCCUGGUGGAAGAAAGUGAAGAAGAAGAAGAAACAACACCCAUUGAGGAGAGGGAGGAAGAUGGGGUUGGAGGUGGAGCCAUCGUACUGGCAGAGAAGAAGACAGAGAAACAAAGGAAAAAACAGAAGGCAGAAAAAAUAAAGGAGCAACGGAGGAAGGCCGUGAGAACCCUGGCUAGCAAGCGACAGCAGCUUUUCCAGAUUCGCUCCAUCAGAGCCGCCGUCAAAACGCUAGAACAGAGAACCUUUGCGAGGCAGAAGCUACGGAAGGCCAACAUGGAGGCCCAGAAAGCACAGCCCAGGCGCCUGGGUAAACUCAAGUUUCAGCCUCAGGACCUUGAGGUCAAGCUGAGCGACGAGCUUGCCAGUACGCUACGGCAACUAAAGCCAGAGGGCAGCAUCAUCCAGGACCGCUUCAAGAGUCUGCAGAAGAGGAACCUCAUCGAACCCAGAGAGCGAGCCAAGUUCACGAGGAGGUACAAGCUGAAGUACGUGGAGAAGAGAGCUUUUAGAGCGAUCACUUAGCGCCGCCGACCACCGGAGCAAAGCCAGAGAAGAUGUAAAAGCCACAUAAUGGAACCACGUGUAUAUACCACGCAAUGGCUUUUCAGACAAUAGGACCAUUUUGACACAAUCAUGCCACUUCAAUCAGAAAUACUGAAAAUCAAGUAUUUUUGUUGUUUGUCAGGAGGUGUAAGUUUGUCCAUUAAAGCCCUUAAAAGAGUGCUUUACAUCUAAGCUCAGUCAGGCAAAUAUGUUGCAGUUAAAGGUUAGAAUUCGCCCUGUUUGCAGAAAUGCUUAAAUAAACUAAA